UUCGAGCGAGUCCUCGCGGAAGUACUGACGUGUUCAUACGUCAUUAGCCGGCCCAGCACGAGAGGUAGUUAGGUAGUGACACAGCGGCAGAAUCAGACAUAAUGUCAGAAGGGGACAGUGUUGGUGAAUCGAUCCAUGGGAAACCAUCCACAAUCGGCAGCUUCUUCACGCGGGUUGGACAGAUCUAUCAGUCAUGGCUAGACAAGUCAACGCCGUUCUCCAUAGGGCGAUGGGGAGUCACUCUUUCUCUAACGGCCAUCUACAUGAUCAGAGUGUACAUAUUACAGGGUUGGUAUAUUGUAACAUAUGCUCUGGGAAUCUACCAUCUUAACCUGUUCAUCGCUUUUCUAUCACCAAAAGUGGAUCCAUCAAUGCUUGACGAAGAUGAGGGCCCGGCGCUCCCCACCAAGCAGAACGAGGAGUUCCGCCCGUUCAUCAGGAGGUUGCCCGAAUUCAAAUUCUGGCAUUCGGCAACGAAAGGCAUUGUCAUUGCCAUGAUUUGCACAUUCUUCGAAGCCUUCAAUGUGCCUGUGUUCUGGCCCAUACUCGUAAUGUACUUCAUCAUGCUUUUCUGCAUCACCAUGAAGAGGCAGAUCAAGCAUAUGGUCAAGUACAGAUACCUACCCUUCACACACGGGAAGAGGACUUACAGAGGCAAGGAAGACACAGGGAAACCUUUUGCUAGUUAAAAUAACCCCCCCUCCCCCAUUUUGAAAAUUAAAAGUUGUGUAAAAAGAGUAUAUGGUGGGGAACAGGGGUCAAUGAUUAUCUGUGAGGGGAUUGGGGGGAAAAAGAGAAAUGGGAUGAGAGUUUUGAUCCAAAAUGGUGACAGUGAUGGAUGUUAUUAGUGCUGAGGAUUGCUGUAGUCACGAGAACUCUGCCUUUGGUUAUUAUGGGGAUAUGAGUUGGCGAGCCAUCUCGCAGCUACGGGAUAACAUUGUCUUAAGUCAGUGGAUGAAACGCAGUGUCGCCCUUUGCCUUGUAACCCCAUGGGGUAAGUAUAAACUCUGCUAGAGGGGGCGGCACUGGAUGAAUUUCAGUAGAAAUUUCAGUUGUGGAUUCUUAACGACUAUCCCUUUUCAACUGCUGUGCACUGCUCUGUCUCCAAGGAAAGUAACUACUUUUGAUUGAAGACUUGGUACCUACUCGUUUAUAACGUGUAAUUAUGGGAAGUCUUUAGGUUUAGAUUGAAAUAACGAUAAGAUGUAACAUUUUGAAAUUGAAGUAAAUAUGAAAUAUUUAAAUUGA
Salvelinus fontinalis (brook trout) is the source of this 1248-nucleotide messenger RNA. RefSeq names its product retention in endoplasmic reticulum sorting receptor 1 (gene rer1). Bases 102 to 689 code for a protein of 195 amino acids. Gene Ontology annotation, cellular component: Golgi membrane. The record is from RefSeq and is a predicted model, not a curated record. NCBI's taxonomy places the organism in Eukaryota, Metazoa, Chordata, Actinopteri, Salmoniformes, Salmonidae. The transcript has 7 exons. Gene Ontology annotation, biological process: protein retention in ER lumen; retrograde vesicle-mediated transport, Golgi to endoplasmic reticulum.